CCAUAUCCGUGUCCCACCAUGUCACCACGUGCUCCAUGUCCCCCCCAUAUCCGUGUCCCACCAUGUCCCCGUGUGCUCCGUGUCCCCCCCAUGUCCGUGUCCCACCCCGUCCCCAUAUUUUCCAUACCCAUGUCCCACCACGUCCCACCACGUCCCUGUGUCCCCCAUACCCACGUCCCCUGUUUCUGGGCCCUCCCUUUUGUGCCCCACCCGUGUCCCUGAUGUCCCCGUGUCCCCACCCGUGCCCCAGGUGCCGCUGCCGCCAUGGACCUGCUGUUUGGGCGCCGGAAGACGCCGGAGGAGCUGCUGCGCAGAACCAGCGAGCGCUGCCGCGCCAUGAGGGAGCUCGACCGCGAGCGGCAGAAGCUCGAGGCGCAGGAGAAGAAGAUCAUCGUCGACAUCAAGAAGAUGGCCAAGCAGGGCCAGAUGGACGCGGUGAAAAUCAUGGCGAAGGACCUGGUGCGGACACGACGGUACGUGAAGAAGUUCAUCACCAUGAGGGCCAACGUCCAGGCUGUGUCCCUCAAGAUCCAGACCCUCAAGUCCAACAACUCCAUGGCCCAGGCCAUGAAGGGCGUCACCAAGGCAAUGGCCACCAUGAACCCCCAGCUGAAGCUGCCCCAGAUCCAGAAGAUCAUGAUGGAGUUUGAGAAGCAGGCGGAGAUCAUGGACAUGAAAGAGGAGCUGAUGAAGCGCAUCGACGACGCCAUGGGGGACGAGGAUGAUGAGGAGGAGAGCGACGCGGUGGUGUCACAAGUGCUGGAUGAACUGGGGCUGAACCUCACCGACGAGCUGGCCACCCUGCCCCCCCCGGGGGGGUCGCUAGCCGCGGGGGAGGGGCGGGCGCCCGAAGCCGCGGCCGCGUUGGCCGACGCCGACGCCGACCUGGAGGAACGGCUCAAGAACCUGCGCCGGGACUGACCCCUGACCCCUGACCCCUGACCCCGGACCCCCCCUCAGCCCCAGACCCCCCGGGGUUAACCCCCGCUGCUCUGCGACCCCGCAAAUUGACACCCUCGCCCCCCCCCCCCCUUCCUCCACCUUGACCUUUAGUGACCCCGUAACCCCCCCCCCCCCACCAGGGGCUGACCCCGGGUGACCUUCAACCCUGCCUGACCCCCCCCUGGGCUGGGGGGGGGCGGGGGGCACACCAGACACUACAGCACCCCAGCCCCCCGGGGGUAUUUCCCCCCAUCUUCUGGGGCAUUUCCCCCCCCCCCCCGGCAUUAUUUGCCCCUUUUAUCUGGGUUAUUGACUCUCUCCUGGGGUAUUUCCCCCCCUCCGGGGUAUUCCCCCCCCCCCCGUAUUUUCCCCCUUUAUUUACAUUAUUGACUCUCCUGGGUAUUUCCCCCCCCCCCCCCCCCAGUAUUUUCCCCCUUUAUUUACAUUAUUGACUCUCCUGGGUAUUUCCCCCCCCCCCCCCCCCCCAGUAUUUUCCCCCUUUAUUUACAUUAUUGACUCUCUCCUGGGGUAUUCCCCCCCUGGGAGCUCUUUGCCCCAAUAUUUCCAUUAUUUGCCCCCUCUUGGGGUAUUUGCACUCCCCCCCCCCGCCCCCCCCCAAGGCUAUUUGCCCCUUUUGGGGGUAUUUUCUCCCCCCCCCGGGGCAAUAAGGCCGCACGUUGGUA
Tyto alba (common barn owl) is the source of this 1625-nucleotide messenger RNA. RefSeq names its product charged multivesicular body protein 2A (gene CHMP2A). Lineage: Eukaryota; Metazoa; Chordata; Aves; Strigiformes; Tytonidae. Gene Ontology annotation, cellular component: multivesicular body; ESCRT III complex. The record is from RefSeq and is a predicted model, not a curated record. Gene Ontology annotation, biological process: endosome transport via multivesicular body sorting pathway; late endosome to vacuole transport; protein transport.